Molecule: messenger RNA, 2144 nt
Organism: Theobroma umbraticum
Lineage: Eukaryota; Viridiplantae; Streptophyta; Magnoliopsida; Malvales; Malvaceae
Product: protein WVD2-like 7
Source: RefSeq, a predicted model, not a curated record
GCUUUUUCAUUUUGAAUUUCAAAUUUAAAUGGGGUUUUUUCCUUGCUUUCUAGUUUAGAGAAAGAGCACAUGGAAUAUUAUAUACAGAUAGAAUAAUUGCUAAAGGUUUGGAUGAUUUGGGGUUUGAAACAUUUGCAAAGACAUGGGAGAAUCAGCUUGUCUCAUGCAACCAUUUUCUUACACUGCAGGGAUUCCAAAUGAAGCCAAGGAGGGGAACCCAGUUCACGCUCUUGGGCAGUCAAUAUCUUUUGGUCGAUUUAUGUCUGAUUCCUUGGCUUGGGAGAAAUGGUCAACAUUUUCUCAUAACAAAUAUGUGGAAGAGGCUGAGAGAUACUCUAGGCCUGGAUCAGUUGCACAGAAGAAAGCUUUCUUUGAAGCUCAUUACAAGUCACUUGCGGCUAGGAAAGCAGCAGCCUUGCUUGAGCAAGCUAAUGCAGCAGCAAACAGUGCUAAAGAAAGUGAAGUUGAAAAUGGGAUUCAUGAUAUUACAACCCAAGGUUCAGAAAUGACGAAGUCAAACUCCCAAAUACCAGUCCUUGACCAAGAAGUCAAGGCACCAAGCACAAAAGCUGGUUCUAUUCAUGAUGGUAAAGAGAAUAAUUCAGAUUUUGUCAAGUUUGAAAGCGGCAAGAUGGAAGGAGAUGAUUCAGUCGCUGAACACCAUGUUCUUUUGGAAAAUUAUAUGAAGAAUGAAUCUAUUGAAAGGAAAGCGAGUGUUGAUAAGGCUGAAAUUAGAGAUGUGGAGCUUAGGGAAACAACCCAAGUGGAGAAUUGUGUGAAAGUUGACCAGCCAAGACAGCUUAGGGAGAUUAUAGAAUUGGAGCUCAGUGAAGGAAGCCAGAUGGAGAAACCUCUACUUAAGAGUUCCAAUACCAGUCAAGAUGAAUUUGACGUGACAAGCAAGAAGAAACCAACACAUUCUUCCUCCAAGGUGUCAGCUUAUGCUAGAACAUCCAAAGUGCCAUCUUCACCUGCUAAAUUCACAGCUCCCACUCGUCCCAACAAGGGAAAUAAUCUCACCCCAAUGGCCAAGAAGUCUGCAAUGGACAUUUCAGAUAGAAAGAGAUCAACUCCAAAAUCAAGCCACAAGUCUAUCAAUUUCACCCCUGCCAAAGAAUUCAGUAAAAUAACUUCCACAAUUAUCCGGAAGAUCGAUGGUUCAAGAAUUGCUUCAAAUUCUAAAUCAUCUAAAGAAUGUGCAACACCUUUAAGGACUCCAAACACGGCUUCUGUGAGUGGAAGACCAAAACAACCCUCAGCUACCCCUUGGUCCGAAAACAGAAGCGCUAGAACACCCGUCAACUCCUCAGCCAGUGUGAGCAAAACAGCUCGUGGGAAAUGGAACUUUCUUCCUACAGAUUGUUCAAAGUUUUUGAGUGCCUGCAGAAACAAAUCGCAGUCCCCUGGUAUAUUUGCAUCUUUCAGUUUGAGGACUGAAGAGAGAGCUGCAAGAAGAAAACAGAGGCUUGAAGAGAAAUUCAAUGUUAGUCAGGGACAAAAUAUGCAGCAGCAAACAACACUCAAGGAAAAAGCAGAAACAGAACUCAAGAAACUACGUCAAAGCUUUUGCUUCAAGGCUAGACCAUUGCCAGAUUUUUAUAAAGAAAGAAGAACACCAAAAGAUCAAAUGCACAAGGUUCCAUUGACACAACCAGAAUCACCUGCCCUGGGAAGAAAAUCCACUCCCAGCAAGGCAAGCACUGCCCAAAGCAAAAACUCUCUUCCUCAUCAGAAGUCUUUGAUUAAGAACACUUGCUUCAAGCAGGUCCCAGAAAAGAAAAAUCAAGUUUCAGUUCGUUCUCUCACUUCACGAGUUCCACCGCUGGCUCAUGGGAAUACAACUCCAAAUAUCCAGCAUGCUUAAGAUUACAACAUAGUAAAAUUCUGUAUGUCAGUUGUAUGAAGUCCAAAUUGCUUUUCAAAACGAAUGCUGGAUGCUUACAAUUGAAUGAAAAGGAGGCUGUACCCAAAGGGAAAUUUCCUCAGGAAUGGAAAUUUUCCCAUCAGAAAAAUUUAUUUCCAAAAAUCUUAGCAACUUCAUGUUCAUAUGCAACAUUUCUUUCUGUAAUUAGUAGCACUAUUUAAUAAAAUACUGUAAAAAAAUCUUGUUGUGCCUUGAAACAAGUUAUGGAGCACCGUGACAC